GAGAGUGCAUGGGAGAAACGGUGGUUGGUGGGACAGGGAAGGAAACUUCGGAGAGAGUGCGAGUGAAGUCGACUACGAAGAACAGAGACAAAACGAGGUGAACGAGCGAGCAAGAGACGGACGACGGUACAGAGUGGCGGUACACGGGGCGCGAGAAAAGCGGUAGUGUGCCGUGGACCACCGCACUGGCAUACCGUGAUUCGUUACGAUCUCCAUCGUCCUCUGACUCGUACCGGACCUCACAGUCAUCAGCGAAGUCACAAUACGACAAGUGCUAGUGCAGUGCGGACUAGCGGAGUCACUUUUGAUUCCGUGACAGAUCGAUCGGCUCCUCAAGAGGCCUCGACCUGAUCAAACGCGAAUUUAGUUUAUUUUAAAAAGAGGAAGAAAGAGAGAACCGCCCGCGAGGGUGGUUGUCGCGUGCCGGCUGACCGAACUGUCGUCGGGCGAGCACGCGGUAGAGGAACCCAAGCCGUUUUAUAGCCCGUCUUAUUACCUAAGUUUAUUGCAUCGUAACGGUUUAACGAUCAUCGCCUGUUUCCAUAGUCGAGACCACCAGUGUAUGCUUUGCCUGUAGCGGUAACCAUAACAAGACCAUAAAAGCCCCCGCCGCUGACAUGAAACCCAUUCUGAAUUACACUCUUACGGCCUACUGACAUUGACACUCUGGGUGUAACCAGCUAUACCUGCCGAUGACUUUUAUGACCUCUUAAAAUUGUUUAAUGCUCGUUUAUUUCUUCCUCGUCAACCUUAUCAUCUGUCGCCAUCCGUGAAAUAGCAUAUCGCUUCCUUAAGCGCGUUUUAUAUCGGAACGUAGUAUAAGAUCGGAGGUUUUACUACUAUUUAAUUUGAAACGGUUAAAUCGGUGUAACUUGGCGUUGGAAUUGGAGUACGGACUAGUGAAAUUCGACUAGCCGUGUGCACUCCAUGUAAUUGCGGGCCAUUUGAACUCUGACUUCUUUGCUUUUUUUGUGCCGGUGUUUUAGUGUAAGUGAUCCAAAAUACCCGGGAUAAUGAACUCGUACUUUGAGCAGACCGCGGGUGGCUUCUACGGAAGCCACCAUCAUCAAACGGGAGCGGCAAGUCAGCAUCAUGAUCCAGCUACCGCAGCAGCGUAUCGAAGCUUUCCACUCGGAUUAGGUAUGUCGCCCUACGCUUCGGCGCAACAUCAUCAUCACACAUCAUCCUCAUUAGGAAUACAUCCAGGCGGUGGAAGCAAUACAAGACCACCUCAAGAUUCGCCAUAUGAUGCGAGCGUUGCGACGGCGUGCAAGCUUUACUCAACGACACCUGAGGCAACCGGUCACACUACGUCCUCAUAUUCAACAACAGCAACGAAAGACUGUAAGCAACAGGAUCAAACGUCGACACAUCAAAACGGUUAUGCUGCGGUGAUGGCAGCGGCGGCGGUCAAGGACGUUUGGCAGUCAGCGACCUCGGGAACGAACAGCCAGAGUAAUUCGGUCGUACGUCCUUCUGCGUGUACCCCAGAGAGUACGAGGGUCAGCAGCUACGGUGGCCUCGUAGGCGGUGAUCCAGCAUCGAGUCCUGGUAACAACAGUUCGUCAAGAUCCCUUACGUCGUCUUGGAACACCUGCAGUUUAAACUCGUCCGCGAGUCAACCGGUCGCCACGCAACUGCAUCAGCAACCUUCCAACCAUACCUUCUACCCCUGGAUGGCUAUAGCAGGGGCGAACGGAAUGCGCAGACGCGGCCGACAAACUUACACGCGCUACCAAACUCUGGAGCUCGAGAAGGAAUUCCACACGAACCACUAUCUCACCAGGCGGAGGCGGAUCGAGAUGGCACACGCGCUCUGCCUGACGGAACGGCAAAUCAAGAUCUGGUUCCAGAAUCGACGAAUGAAAUUGAAGAAGGAGAUUCAAGCGAUCAAGGAGUUAAACGAGCAAGAAAAGCAAGCGCAGGCGCAAAAGGCGGCGGCAGCAGCGGCGGCAGUUGCGCAUCAACAACAAGGGGGCGGUGGGGGACCAGAGGGGGGAAACUAGGGGUACGCCCUGCAUCGGAGCCCCCCUGACCACCCUACCGCCAAUCCUCACCACCCUCUACUAGCAUCGCAAUGUACACAGCUGUAUUAAAGGUGAGUGGCAGGCUGCACCCCGCUGUCUCUGCAAUGCCAAAUAGAUGGUCGAUGUGCGUAUCUGUCGAUCGUCAAUUUAUCGGUUGCGGCGAAUCGGAUGCUGCACCCGAAUGGCGCCAAGGAAUUCUGGACUCUCAUCAUUUAUGAAUCAUCACCCGUUGGCAGUACCAGAG
Molecule: messenger RNA, 2271 nt
Organism: Wasmannia auropunctata (little fire ant)
Lineage: Eukaryota; Metazoa; Arthropoda; Insecta; Hymenoptera; Formicidae
Gene: Ubx
Product: homeotic protein ultrabithorax
Exons: 4
Coding region: 1014-2006 (330 amino acids)
Biological process (GO): anterior/posterior pattern specification; negative regulation of transcription by RNA polymerase II
Cellular component (GO): nucleus
Molecular function (GO): DNA-binding transcription factor activity, RNA polymerase II-specific; RNA polymerase II cis-regulatory region sequence-specific DNA binding
Source: RefSeq, a predicted model, not a curated record